Messenger RNA from Tigriopus californicus, 2038 nucleotides. RefSeq names its product polypeptide N-acetylgalactosaminyltransferase 35A-like. Gene Ontology annotation, molecular function: Notch binding. The record is from RefSeq and is a predicted model, not a curated record. Gene Ontology annotation, cellular component: Golgi apparatus. Gene Ontology annotation, biological process: regulation of Notch signaling pathway. The transcript has a single exon. Lineage: Eukaryota; Metazoa; Arthropoda; Copepoda; Harpacticoida; Harpacticidae. The coding region runs from base 1 to 1941 and encodes 646 amino acids.
AUGAUUUGUCCCGCCCCCCAUCAGACCGUGCCCCCACUCAUGUUGUCCUUGUUGAUCCUCCAGCGCAUGCUGCCUAGGCAGUUCAAGCUUAGGACUCUGCUCAAAUUGGCCGGGGUGGUGGUCUUCCUCUGGCUGGCCUUGAGUGCGUUGGUGCCUUCGUGGCAUGAUUUGGAGACGGUUGAACAUGUCAAGGCCAUCCAGCGACGACAGAAAUUCCCCACCCAGGGCCCGCUAGACAAGCUCAGCCGCAUUCUCAAGCCCAAUGAAAUUGUACCGGCCGUGACCAAACCCGCUCGAACGCUGCAUGAGCGACUCAAGCCCAAGUUAUCGGGAUCCAUUGGGCGGCCCCCGCCCCCGCGCCAGGACCUGUGGGAUGAUUUGGGCGUGGCUCGCAAUGAUGAAGAGAUUCAAGAGCGAGAGACGGGGUAUGCUACCUAUGCAUUUAACACCUUGGUGAGCCGCCGCAUUGGCUUGAGUCGAGAUAUCCCAGACACCCGACAUCGAGCUUGUCGUAAACUUGAAUACCCCAAGCCUGCCCACUUGCCCACCGCCUCGGUGAUUAUUUGCUAUUUUCACGAAGAAUACCACACCCUGCUCCGGACAGUCCACAGUGUUCUGGAUCGGUCACCCGCGAAAAACCUGCAGGAGAUCAUCUUGGUCAACGACCAGAGCGACAUCGACAUUGCCACCAAUCUCACCCAGCACUUCCAUCGAAACAAGCUGGAUCAUCUAGUACGGGUGAUAUCUUCGCCCGAGCGUCUGGGUCUGAUUCGUGCCCGCAUUUUCGGUGCCCGUCAGGCCACGGGUCAGGUACUGGUAUUCCUCGAUAGUCACGUGGAAGCCAAUCAAGGCUGGCUGGAGCCGCUAUUGAGCCGGAUCCACCAGAAUCGAUCUCACGUGGUCACGCCCAUCAUAGAUAUCAUCAACGCGGAUACCUUCAAGUACGAGUCCUCGCCCUUAGUUCGUGGGGGCUUCAAUUGGGGUCUGCACUUCAAAUGGGACUCGGUUACACGGGAUGAACUCCAGAAUGAAGAAGCCUUUGCUCAGCCCAUCAAAUCGCCCACCAUGGCGGGUGGACUCUUUGCCAUGGAUCGCAAAUUUUUCCACGAUCUGGGCGAAUACGAUCCGGGUCUAGACAUCUGGGGUGGAGAGAAUCUGGAGCUCUCGUUCCGCGUUUGGAUGUGCGGGGGUGCCUUGGAGAUCAUUCCGUGUUCUCGAGUAGGUCACGUGUUUCGCAAAAGACGUCCUUAUGGGGGGAAUGAAGCGGAUACGAUGAUUCGCAAUUCUCUUCGUGUGGCUCGGGUUUGGAUGGACGAUUACAUCGAGCAUUACUUCAAGAUCAACCCCGAUGCGCGAAAAGUGGAUUAUGGCGAUGUGUCGAGUCGACUAGAACUCAGAAAGAGCCUUCAAUGUAAAGAUUUCAAAUGGUACAUGGAUAAUGUUUAUCCUGAUCUCCGACCACCAUCAGAGGAUGAGGAUGAUGCGUUGGUGAAAGCGGAUCGCGUACGAUUUGAACCUUGGAACAAGCGGACUCGGCGAUACCUGAGAGCCUUUUGGAUCCGUUUGAGUGGAACUCGGUUUUGCGUUCGAAGUGCGGGCGAAGCUUCGGUGAAGAAAUCGUUAUUGGUACUUGGACCUUGCAUGAGGAACAAAGAGUACCUUUGGUACGAGACCGAUAAGCAAGAGGUCAUCUUGGCUCAGCUGUUGUGUUUGGAUGCGGAAGGCAAGGACCGACGACCGAAAUUGAUGAAAUGCCACGAACUUCGAGGACACCAGGAAUGGAAGUUCCGAUCCGCCGAGGCCUCGGCCAUUUACAACAUGGCUGCUGGUUUAUGUCUGACUGCCAAGGAGAAGAAAAUGGGUGGAAAAGUGAUAUUGGACGUGUGCUCGGACGGUGACAGUCACAUGUGGGAUUUGUCCGAAAUCGAGCAAGAGCUCUAAAAGCCUACUCCGAGCAUUUGGCUUUAGUUCGCUUUCCAAGUUAUCCCUCGAUAAAAAUCAAGCACGCCUAGAAGCAGUACCCCCCCCGGCCCCCCCC